Messenger RNA from Rhodofomes roseus, 1230 nucleotides. RefSeq names its product Formyltransferase. Gene Ontology annotation, biological process: biosynthetic process; conversion of methionyl-tRNA to N-formyl-methionyl-tRNA. Gene Ontology annotation, cellular component: mitochondrion. Lineage: Eukaryota; Fungi; Basidiomycota; Agaricomycetes; Polyporales; Fomitopsidaceae. Gene Ontology annotation, molecular function: methionyl-tRNA formyltransferase activity. The coding region runs from base 1 to 1230 and encodes 409 amino acids. The record is from RefSeq and is a predicted model, not a curated record. The transcript has 8 exons.
AUGCUCAACCUGCGAGCCGCGCAUAUCUCCUCUGCUCUGCCAAGGCCCUCUGCGGCCUGCUAUAGUGUCUCAAAAUGCUCUAACAACCGGAACAGAUCGCGGCGCGUUUCGGUGCCGUGGAAUGGCGUCGGUGCGCGGACGUACAGCCAAGCUCCCGCUCACGACCCGUUCAAGAUCCUGUACCUCGGACGCGACGAAUUCUCGUGCUCGGUGCUUGAAGAGUUGCUCAAGGCUAAGGAUGUGUGGCAGGAACUGGCGAUCGUGACGACGCCGGACACGAGGGUUGGCAGGCGAGGGGAGAAGUUGGCUGUCUCUCCUCUCAAGGUUUUCGGACAACAACUCGAUCUGCCGGUGCACUUCAUUCCAUCAGGCAAGGGUAAAGAUGUUUUGAAAACAUGGCAGCUGCCGCCACCAUGGUCCUUGCAAGGCGCCACUCCGUCUCCCUCGCACAUCAUCGUUACCGCCUCUUUUGGCCGCAUCUUGCCCAACUCUGUGCUCGACCUCUUCUUGCCGAACAGGCGUCUCAACGUGCACCCAUCGUUGUUACCGGCGUACCGUGGAGCCGCGCCCAUCCAGCAUGUUAUCCUCGAUGGGCAGAAGGAAACGGGGGUGUGCAUCGUCGAGAUGAUGGAACGCGCAAAGGGGCUUGACGCAGGGGCUAUCUGGGGACAAGAGCAGGUUGCCGUUCCCAAAGAUGCUACCUAUGCGAACCUGCGUGACACCUUGGCUCCAGUAGGCGGUAGGCUCUUGGUCUCUGUCCUUCGUGAUAUGCUGUCCGGAAAGGCAACGUCGAAACCACAAGCAGAGGAUCCUACUACACCUCGAGCGCCUCUUAUAAACUUGGAAGAUGCAGUAAUCGACUUCGAAAGCAUGACUGCGGAGCAGAUUGCUCGGCGCUCGCGUGCUAUCUCGCACCAAAGACCCGUUGUGACCUCCCUCAAGAACCGUCGCACGCUUCAAUUGCAUUCUGUCACUGCUGUCACUGAUGCAGCUGACGUGCUAGAAGAGCAAUUGACUACUGUUGGGACGGCUAUCUAUCAUCGACCGACCGACUCACUUCUCGUCCGCUGCGCCUCCGACACAGUUCUCAGUGUACAGAAGGUGAAACAGCAAGAUCGCAAUCUGCUGGCGGCUAGAGAGUGGUGGAACGGCGUUCGUCCUGGCCUGCGGCAGGUAGAAGGCGAUACAGGGCCCGUUCUUUUCCUGCGUCCUCCAGUCGGCCCGUCGUAG